AUGACUGCGCAAUUUGCUGCGAAGAGGUUGUCGAAAGAGCUCCAAAAGAUCAACACCUCGUUACCACCGGGCAUCGAGCUUGUGUCCGCCGAUAACCUUGAGGAAUGGUACUUGGAUAUCCGGGUGCUAGACAACAACCCGCUGUACCAAAAUCAGACCUACAGGCUCAAGUUCCGAUUUAGCCACUCGUACCCCAUCGAACCGCCCGAAGUGGUCUUUGUGAAGCUUCCCGACAGACCGAUCCCCAUCCACCCCCACAUCUACUCCAAUGGCAUCAUCUGCCUUGACCUCCUCGGCCAGCAAGGGUGGAGCCCGGUGCAGAACGUUGAGAGCCUCGCCACCAUGGCUCCUCGUGUCGAGUUCGACACGGACCAGGUGAGAGAAAAGGCUCGCAAAGACCUGCUUUUUCUCCUCGAGGCAGUCCGCGGCAAGAAGAACCUCGUUAUUGAGAAGGCAUUGGCUGGACCAGUAGGCGUGAUUGUCAAGGCCUCGACCUUGCGCGACUACGGUGUCGACAAUUUUUUCUUUCUUGAGAACAACAAUACAGACACAAGCCAGCGAAAUGUUGUCUUCAUCGCUCGAGGCGAGUCGGCGCACAACGCUCAUGCCAUUGCGAACCAGAUAAAACGACUCCAACGUGAUAGCCAGUCUCCCCACGAGUUCCACGUCUUCUGGGUGCCACGGCGGACGCUGCUCUCAGACAAGGUCCUGGAAGAGGCGGGUGUCCUGGGCGAUACAAAUGUCGCCGAACUUUCUCUGUUCUUCUUCCCACUAGAGAAAGAUGUCUUGUCUCUAGAACUAGAUGACUCCUUCCGGGACAUGUACCUCGCAAAGGAUCCCACUCCGAUCUUUCUACUUGCCCGUGCAUUGAUGGGAAUCCAGCUGAAACACGGCCUAUUUCCCCGAAUCAUUGGUAAAGGUGACAAUGCUAAACGGGUUGCUGAUCUUCUUGCUCGCAUGCGGCAGGAGUUACUCGCCGGCGAGGAUGCGAGUGAGGGGCCCGCCGUCGGAUUGAGCCCGAGCACUACGAUCGAGAACGUCAUUAUUAUCGACCGCGAAGUCGACUUUGUGACGCCUUUGCUGACGCAACUGACUUAUGAGGGCUUAAUAGACGAGGUAUUUGGAAUCCAAAACAACCAGACUGAAGUCGACUCGACCAUCGUUGGCGUGCCGGCUCAGUCGACACCACAGGGCACUUCGGCGGCGGCAGCAGCGAACAAUGGGCAGACACGGAAGCGCAAGAUUCAACUUGAUGGCUCGGAUACGCUUUUUGAACAACUUCGCGACGCCAAUUUUGCCAUCGUCGGUGGUCUUUUGAACAAGGUCGCCCGCCGGUUGCAAAGCGACUACCAAAGUAGGCAUAGCUCCAAGACGACGGCCGAGCUCAAGGAAUUUGUAAAGAAGCUGCCAGGUUACCAGGCCGAGCAGCAGAGCCUGAAGAUACAGACGGGCAUGGCAGAGGAGAUCAUCAAAUACACACGAACCGAGACGUUUAACAAACUUCUCGAGGUGCAGCAGAACCUCGCGGCGGGGGCCGACCCGUCGUCACAAUUCGAUGCGAUUGAGGAGCUCAUAGCUCGCAAUGCCCCGUUACCUCAGGUUCUCAGGCUGCUGUGCAUCUAUUCAUGUAUAUCGGGUGGGAUCAAGGCAAAAGAAUUGGACCACUUUCGGCGGCUCAUCCUCCAGGGAUAUGGAUAUCAGCACCUCCUUACCCUUCAGAACCUGGAGCGGCUUCAGAUGCUCCUGUCGCGGUCAUCCCCGCUGGCUUCCAUGAUACCCAUGACGGGCUCGGCGGGUGCCGCAGGAACCAAAACAAACUACACAUACUUGCGGAAGCAGCUUCGGCUUAUCGUGGACGAAGUCAACGAGCAGGACCCCAACGACAUUGCCUAUGUCUACAGCGGCUACGCCCCUCUCUCGAUCCGGCUCGUGCAAUGUGUGCUCCAAAAGCAGUAUUUGCUCUCGAUAACCAGGGGAAGUGGAGUAGGGGGGACGAAUGCGCCAGGGCCAGCGGCCGGAGGAGCACAAGGCUGGAGGGGAUUCGAUGACGCCGUCAAGCAUGCCCGAGGGCAGACAUUUGACGAGGUCCAGAAAGGGGAGGAUAAAGCGGUCAAAGCUCGGGCUCUUUUGUCUGGCAGCGGUGACAAGAAAAGCGUCUUUGUUGUGUUUGUUGGCGGUAUCACAUUCACCGAGAUUGCCGCUCUACGUUUCCUUGCAAAGCAGGAAGAAGCUCGGAGGAACAUCAUCAUCUGUACAACAUCGAUCAUUAGCGGGAAUAGGAUGAUGGAUGCUGCAAUCGAGAAGGAAACAUUCGAGAAGGGGGCGCCGCAGACUUCAACGGCCAGAUAA
Molecule: messenger RNA, 2349 nt
Organism: Canariomyces notabilis
Lineage: Eukaryota; Fungi; Ascomycota; Sordariomycetes; Sordariales; Chaetomiaceae
Product: small conjugating protein ligase-like protein
Exons: 7
Coding region: 1-2349 (782 amino acids)
Biological process (GO): vesicle-mediated transport; intracellular protein transport
Cellular component (GO): CORVET complex; fungal-type vacuole
Source: RefSeq, a predicted model, not a curated record